GACUGCGCCGCUCGUGUCGGCCCGUUUCGGCUCAUUUCGGCCCGUUUCGGGUAGUUUCGGCCCGUUUCGGCCCGUUUCAGCCCCUGGGGGCCAGCAGCAGCUCCCCGGUCCGAGGGGCAGAGCCGCUCCCCGGCAGCGCCGCCGGGCUCGGGGCGAGCGGAGCCGCGGCUGCGAACCCCGCGGGCACCGGGCUCCGAACGAGAGCUUUUCUUCUCGGCACACGCCGGAAUAGAAGCGCGCUGGGCUUCUUUCCACGGGACAGCACCACCCCGGGGCUCGGUGCGCGUUUCUGUGAGUUUUCCCCCGGCCGCGGGAGUUUAUUCGGAGUUAAAUGAAGAUACCGAAGGGUGAAGCAGGAAAACAACACCUGGAGGGUCUGGAAGGAUAUUUUGCCAUCACUGGAGGAAUGGACCUUUUGAACCUGCAUGGAAAAUGCCCUUUUUGAUGCCAAAACUCGCGCAGGAAAACUUAUGAUUGGAAUCCGACAGGAGCUGGGCUUCAGCUGGGCUUUCACCCGUGCACAGACCAUGGAGAGCUUGGUGUCUCUGCUCUGCUGCCAUUAUUCUUUGCUGAUUUUAUUUCAGCAGAAAUAUCAGGUGUACGGAAACCAUUCCCAGCUCCCCAAACACCCAGGGUUCAAAGUCCUGGCGUCAGCCUCCCAUUACUGGCCACUGGAGGAUGUGGAUGGAAUUCACGAGUUCCGGGACACGAAUGGAGCUCUAAGAAUCCACAACUUCACUGUGCUUCCUUCCCAUAACUCUACCUUUGUAAAUACCAAUGACUCUGCCUACUCUAACUUCUCUGCAACUGUAGAUAUUGUAGAAGGGAUGGUGAACAAAGGAAUUUACGUCACUGAAAAGAAAGGAGUCACCUUUCUCUUCUUUGGGAGCUACCGAAAUUCCUGCAUCAGUAAUCCAGAGGCUUGUGGGCCCGAAGGGGUAACGUUUUCCUUCUUCUGGAAGACCCAAGACCAGCAGGCCAAGCUUCUCCCUGCCUCUGGUGGCCGAGUCAUUUCCAGCGGUUUCAAAAUCUGCUCAAACGAAGGGGAAGGCUCCGUGGAGUUCUACACCCGUGGGAGUGCCAUGAUGAAGUGGAAAGCAAGCUUCAGUCCACCAGGUCCCUACUGGACGCACGUGCUGUUCACCUGGCGCUCGAGGGAAGGCCUGAAGGUGUAUGUGAACGGCACGCUGAGCACCACGGACCCGCAGGGGAAGGUGUUCUACGACUAUGGGGACGCCAGCACGGAGCUGCUGGCGGGCACGGAGGGCUCGGCGCGGCGCUCGGUCAGCGGCGCCUUCGACGAGUUCAUCAUCUGGGAGAGGGCACUGAGCCCCCGCGAGGUGCAGCAGUACUUCAGGGCUGCCGUGGGUGUGCAAGUUCUGCUCUCUUCCACCCUUCCCUGGUCUCUGAUGACAACCACCACCCAGCCCGUGCUCCCCACCGACGCCUACCAGCCCAUCAUCGCGGCGCUGAGCCAGGACAGAGGCAGCUCCCCCUCGGCCAGCUCCCUGCUGGGGCUCCUGCAGAACGUGUCCCUGAGCCUGCCCAACGAAUCCCUGUCCCAGCACACUGCCCUGAGCCUGGCCCAGGCGUUUUUAAAAGCGAUUGAAGACUUCCUGUUGCUGUCUGACUGGAUUGAUGGCCCGGAGAGCCCCGCCGUGCUCAGCAGCCUGAUCCACACCAUCGACACGGUGCUGGCUCACCUGUCGCUGCAGCUGGACGGGAGCUCGCUGCCUCUGACCCUCGAGGGCUCCUCGGCCGUGGCAGAUUAUGCUGUGGUCAAAAUGCAUCCUCAGAGCCUGAAUGUGUCCCACUAUCGAUUUCCAUCUCGAGGGCAGAGCUACAUUUCCAUUCCCAGUGAGGCUUUCCAUGGAAAAGCCUGGAUCACCAUCGUGGGCCUGCUGUACCACAACAUGCAUUACUUCUUCAAUAACAUCAACCCCCUGGACACCAGGAUUGCUGAAGCUGCUGCCUACAGAGGCUCCAUGAUCUCAGCCAGCAGUUAUCUCAUCUCCAUCAAGGUGGAGCCCCUGCCCCAGCUGUCCUCCAACCUGUCAGGCUCUCCUCUCAUCACCAUCCAGCUCAGCCACACCCUGACGUCCAGACAAUACAGCCAAGCACUAAAUAAAAGUAACAGAGUUCACCUUUACUGUGCAUUUCUGGAUUAUAGCAAUGGAACUGGAGUUUGGUCCAACGAGGGCUGUGUCCGGGAGAGGGGGGACCUGAACCACUCCGUGUGCCUCUGCAACCACCUCACCAACUUCGCCAUCCUGAUGCAAGUGGUGCCUCUGAAGCUGACGAGAGAACACCAGGUGGCCCUCUCCUCCAUCACUUACAUCGGCUGCGCUCUGUCCAUCCUCUGCCUGACGAUCACCCUGGUCACGUUCGCGGUGCUGUCGUCCGUCAGCACCAUCCGCAACCAGCGCUACCACAUCCACGCCAACCUGUCGAGCGCCGUGCUGCUGGGCCAGGCGCUGCUGCUGGCCAGCUUCCAGCUCAGCCCCGCAACCCUGCCUUGCAAGAUAUUGGCCAUUCUCCUUCAUUUUUUCUUCCUGAGUGCGUUUGCGUGGAUGCUGGUGGAAGGAUUUCAUCUUUACAGCAUGGUGAUCAAAGUAUUUGGGUCAGAAGAAAGCAAGCACUUAUAUUAUUAUGGAAUUGGAUGGGGCUGCCCACUGGUGAUCUGUGUCAUUUCUGCCACCUCGUCCCUGGACAGCUAUGGAGAGAGUGGCAACUGCUGGCUGUCCCUGGAGGACGGAGCAAUCUGGGCUUUUGUGGCGCCGGCGAUGUUCGUCAUUCUGGUCAACAUUGGCAUCCUCAUUGCUGUCACAAGAGUCAUCUCCAGAAUCAGUGCAGACAACUACAAGGUCCAUGGAGAUGCUAAUGCCUUCAAACUAACAGCUAAAGCCGUGGCAGUUCUCUUACCAAUCCUGGGCAGCUCGUGGAUCUUUGGCAUUUUGGCUGUCAAUGCCCACGCUUUAGUAUUUCAGUAUAUAUUUGCUGUUUUUAAUUCACUCCAGGGAUUUUUCAUGUUCCUGUUUCACUGUCUUCUGAACUCAGAGGUUAGAGCUGCCUUUAAGCACAAAACCAAGGUCUGGUCCCUCACCAGCAGUUCAACACGCAACGUCAAUGUGAAGCCCUUCAAUUCAGACAUUAUGACUGGGAACAGGCCAGGCACAACGCCCACGAAGCUGAACACCUGGGAUAAAAGCACCAACUCAGCAAACCGCAUUGAUUUGUCAGCAGUGUGACAGGAGCAGCAGCUCCUCAGAGGAAAUCAAGCCAUACAUCCAGGACCUCGACACCGUGUCCACCAGCUGUUUCUCACUGCCAGCAACAGUAGAAAACUGGGUUUUAAAUCACUGCCUAAUGAAUUGGGAAUUGCCUUAUUGUUUUGUUGAGUACAUAGCCCUCGUUGCUUGCCUUUAAAACUGUAACACAUUCUAGCACUUGGCUGUUAGCAAUUUCUGUAAAAAUGACCAGCACAAAUAUACACUGGAUGGUUUUGUCAGCAAUGAUGAAAACUCUAGGUAUGCAAGAAGGGCUUACUGCUCCCUGAAUCAUUCCAGCUCCCAGAACUGAGGGAAAGCAACAUACCUCUGAAAAGAUGGAUUUUUAUGCUUUAAAAUGAAAUGCUUCCUGUUGUGAUGCUGUAAUGAGACUGUUCCAGACUUGCUGUGCUCUCUCUGUUUACAUUUUUUACCUUACAGAAUUAUCAAAGUGAAGUUGAUUCAAAAUACAUAGCGUGGUGUUCAUGUAAAUGCUACAAGGCAGCCAGGAUGUGAGGCAGAAGCAGCUUCCAGCUACCCCAAAGUGGGGCAUUAGCAAAGCUGAUAAACACGAACAGCACCUGUGAGGUGUGAAUCUCCUGGAUGUGGCCUGUUAGUAUUUUAGCUCCUCCUGUUGCCAAGUUAUCAUCAGAGCCAAACUGGCUGUGGCCGUCCCAGAGCAGCCCACAGCAGCUCUGUUGCUGCUCUGUGGCUGCUGACACAUUGCCAUAGCAGUCAUUCAGUUAUUCCCCUGCUUUACCUGCAGCUCGGGGCUGCAGCCAGCAACUCUCCGUCGAGUGCAUUUUGCAAGCUCACUGUGGCUUCCAGAGACCAAGAGCUGCCACUGGGGCUUACCUUGCUCCUUUUCCUGGUCAUUUUGAGACACUGAACUCCUGCCACAAAGACGUAACGCGCUGAUCUACUGUGAACACAGCCAGCCUGCAGAUGAGUCUGUGUAUUGUUUCCUGCAGACAGCUUUUAAACAGGGCUCUGCAGGCUCUUUUGUGGCUUUAGACUCUGCUCAGCAUUUAGUACCUUCUGCUUUAGUACUGCCACGAAGCAUCUCUAAGGAGGAACAAAACACUGUGAUUUUUCUUCUGAGCAGUGUUUUGCAGGCUCUCAGAGUGGUGCUGGGAGCACGAGGCAGGGCGGUCCAGGUUUCACCCCCUGUACAGAGUUUAACCCCUGGCAGAGCCCUCGGGGGGCUCUGGGAUUUACUCAGCAUCCAGGGGCCCCAGGGUGGCUUUGCACCACAGCUCCCAUCCCUUGUGCAGCAGCCCUGCCUGCGGCUGCUCUGCAGAGAUCAGAAUUCAGUCUGACCCUGGGCUGCCAGAGCACUGCAGCAGGCAGGACGUGCACCUCUUCAGCCUCGCCUCUUGCUAAGGUGCUUUCUGUUGGGUUUUUUAACCUUAGUUAAACGCUUGUGUACUCAGCAGCUCAGACCAUUCCUGGUCCCACUGAAUGUGCUUUUUGUUUCCAAGAGGAAAGGCAUUUACACUCUAACGUGCAGAGUGGAAAUUUUCUAUUGUGUAGUAAAUUUAUCAAAAAUUAAAAUGAAAGUAAAUUGAUCUUUAGGAACAGGAAAUACCCACCAAUUAUGACUGAAUUUAGUCAAGUGUUUAAUCCAAAACACAUGGAAUUUAAAGUUUAGAAAAACUCAAUGCAUUUAAUUUCUAUUUGAUCCAAACCAAGUUUUCUCCCUGUUUCCUUCCUGCACUAAAAAAAUUUAUCUUUUUCAGCUUGGCCCAAUCUUUUCUGCCUUUCCCCCUUCCUAGCCAAGACCUGUUGGUGUGAUCCUCAGACUGGAAGCCCAGAGUCCACCCAAGCUUGUUGAGCUUACAGCUCAGAACAUUCUACAGAAAUGAUUUUGGUUGCACCAGAUCCGUGCUGGAUUUCUGCAGCUGGAACAGAGCAGAACUGCACAUCACACAUUUACAGGCUUGAAACCCACGGGCUUUAAUCUCCUGUUUCCUUGUGCUCAGUGACUCCAGUCGUUGACAGCUAACCCCAAACAGAGGGUCAGUAAAAGCUAAAUAUCUAGAUGGCUGUGUCUUUGUUUUGGCUUUUCUGUAGGGUUUUCUCCUAGCCUUUUCUGCACUGCUCUGUCUUACAGCUGUGCAAAUAUAUGGACUUUUCUUGGCCUGAAAUUUUUUUUUUCCCCCAAAAGACUCUGUAGACAGAGCCCUUGGAAUGUACAGAGGAGAUGGACGAGAGGAGUCCUGUGAUAACAGUGUGCAGAGUCUGUGUUGUGUGCAGACAAUGGAUUUAAGCAUAUUUUUUAUACUGGACCAUAUGAUUUCUUUUGGUUUUGGUUUGUUUCUUUGGUUUGUUUUUGUUUUUUUUACACUGUGACCACAAAUAUAGAUUGAAAUCCUCCUUGACCAUUAUAGCACAAAGUUCUGUGAAUGAAUUAUAGCACAAAGUUCUGUGAAUGAACCAGAAAACAUGUAAAAGCUUCUUUUUUUUUUUUUUUUAAUCUUAAUUUUUAAGAGUAUUCCCCUCUGCACAAUUUUCAUUACCCGCCUUUCCUCCUGUGCUGUAUUGGUCAUUUUGUGACUGCCCAAGGUCCAUUGGGAAAAAUCCCCACACAGGAGACCCAGCAGUGACCCUGCAAAGUGGCAGUGCUACAAAGGGCUGCAGCAGUUUUUCAUCCCGGUGUGCUCUGGCUCAAAAUGAAAACUAAGACAAGGAUGGAAACGUGUUUGGUUUGUACUUCUGUUGUGAGGUUCCCCACCCUGAUCUCCUGGGGUCCCCUGAGGGUGCAGGGUGCUCCUGCCCUGCUGAACGGGGCUGGGGUGGAGCAGGUUUGUCCUGCUCAUGGCCCACGAGGUUUGGAGCGCUGAAUUUAGCACACUGCCUUGGGGAUGGGGCUUCUUCUGGUUUUGGUAAACUGGUGAAAAUCCCCACAAAGUGCAAAUGUGUUCCGUUGCCAUCGGUAUCCAUUCUUCCUGUUGGAUUCAAAGUGUUUUUCUUGGUACUGAAUGCAGCAAAUGUACUGAAUAAGAAAUGCUCAAAUGAAUCUUUAAACAAUCUCUUUCUGUCCUCAGUCUCUUGAAGCUUGAAAAUCUUGCAGUUUAUUUAUGGGCUUGUAUAUAGCAGCUAUUACAAUUUUUUUUUUUUUUUUGGACAGCAUCAUUUUGUCAACAGUAUGAAAUCUUAAUUGAAUGAAAUGUGAGUUUUAAAAAUAGGUAAUGUAGCAAGAAUGACUUUGCCAGUAAUUAGUAAAAUAAUUUAGUUUUGUUGUUUUUUCCCCCCUCAAAUAAAUAAGAAAUCUUAAUUUCCUAAAA
Molecule: messenger RNA, 6553 nt
Organism: Motacilla alba alba
Lineage: Eukaryota; Metazoa; Chordata; Aves; Passeriformes; Motacillidae
Product: adhesion G-protein coupled receptor D1-like
Exons: 26
Coding region: 426-3248 (940 amino acids)
Biological process (GO): cell surface receptor signaling pathway; adenylate cyclase-activating G protein-coupled receptor signaling pathway
Cellular component (GO): membrane
Molecular function (GO): G protein-coupled receptor activity
Source: RefSeq, a predicted model, not a curated record